Messenger RNA from Paecilomyces variotii, 2730 nucleotides. RefSeq names its product rhomboid protein 2. Gene Ontology annotation, molecular function: serine-type endopeptidase activity. Gene Ontology annotation, cellular component: GPI-anchor transamidase complex; membrane. Bases 1 to 2730 code for a protein of 909 amino acids. Lineage: Eukaryota; Fungi; Ascomycota; Eurotiomycetes; Eurotiales; Thermoascaceae. The record is from RefSeq and is a predicted model, not a curated record. The transcript has 10 exons. Gene Ontology annotation, biological process: attachment of GPI anchor to protein.
AUGGCUCCCCCGGCGACCCUACCUCCUUUGCCAUUCAAUCCAGCCAGACUACGCUCGUACAUUCUGCGACUUCCGCUCUUCACGCGAUUGAUAUUGUUGGUUAUCAUUGCGCUAUGGAUACUAGAGCUGCAGACUGUCUGGAGCGUGAUACAAUGGGGAUCUCUCAAGCCCGACGAGAUCAGUAUUACAAGUGGAAUGUAUCGACUGAAUACGUAUCCUUUGAUACACGCGGGCUUUGUGCAUAUGCUCCUGAACGUCUUGGCGCUGACGCCGCUACUGGAACGGUUCGAGGCUGAGCAUGGAACCUUGACUUCUGUCGCUUUGUUCCUUGGACCACUUUCAACCUUCCCUGCAGGCCUCUACAUACUUUUCGAGAGAGGUAUUCUGCAUAAGGCUACCCCAGUUGUUGGUGCAAGUGUCUGGGUUUUCUUGCUUCUAGCAUCAGAGGCCAUAAGGACAUUCAAGUCGAAUCCGUAUUUCACCAUUGGAACUUACAAAAUCCCUACUUGGACGUCGCCUCUGUUCGCCUGUAUAUUCGUUGCUAUUCUAGUUCGCAACACCAGUUUCCUCGGUCACCUUUGCGCCAUCCUUAUGGGUUAUCUGCUUGGCCUUGGAUAUCUUAAGAUUUUUGUGCCGCCUGAGAAGAUCCUCAGGUGGAUUGAAAUGAAACUGAAUCUCCUCGGAAGACUGCCCCAUUACGUCUCCGUCGACCAGAAAACAUAUGGCCGAUAUGGCGUUCUACCAACUACUGCGGCCACUACCGAGCACUCGGUGGCUAUGGGCUAUUACGGGACUACCCAGAGACUUGCGCCAGCGGCUCUCCGCAAUUUGCGGGGCAAUCCUCAGUUCAUUUUCACGCGCCUAACUCCAUUCGUGUCUCUGAUCUGUAUCGUCGUCGGAAUCAUUUGGCUCCUUCUCCUCCCGCUCGACGAGUAUUCGCGACAGACCUACAUAUCCGAGAACGCGCUGCUCCCGGGACAGGUACAUACAUACUUUGCUGGGAGCGAGCAGCAUAUAUUUCGUGGAUAUAAGAAGGAGCUCGAGGGAUUGUUGGUUGAUAGUGGACCAGAAGGAGGAAAAGGAGGGGAGACGUCGCCCGUGGUAUCGGAGAAGUUACAGUCCAUCUUUCGCGCCUCUGGCCUGAAGGUUGCGACUCAGAACUACGAAUACAAGUCCGCCGGUAUCGUGCAUAAGGGGCAGAACAUCUAUUCGAUUAUCCAUGCUCCACGCGGAGAUGCUACCGAAGCCAUCGUGCUCGUAGCUCCUUGGAGGACCGUGGAUGGUGAAUUGAAUCUAAACGGAGUUACUCUCGCUUUGACAUUGGCGAGAUACUUUAAGAGGUGGUCUCUGUGGUCGAAGGAUAUCAUAUUCGUGAUCCCCCCGGAUAGUGAAUCAGGUACCAAGGCCUGGGUUGAUGCAUACCAUGAUACGCAUCCGUCGUCUGUCCAGCCUUUGCCGUUGAAGAGUGGUGCGCUGCAAGGUGCACUGGUCAUUGAAUAUCCAUUCGAUUGGACCUUCGAAACGCUUCAUAUUGUUUAUGACGGUGUUAAUGGACAACUACCAAACCUGGAUCUCUUCAACACCGCCGUUUCAAUCGCCAGCGGACAGAUGGGCAUCGGUGCCAACCUGCAGGAGAUGUGGGAUCAUGACGACAGCUAUAAGAUGCGCCUGCAGACGAUUCUCAGAGGAAUGGUCAAACAGGGUCUUGGCUAUGCUACGGGAGCUCAUAGUAGCUUCAUGCCAUACCACAUCGAUGCCAUCACUCUCCAGACGAAAGGCCAUGGUUGGCAGGAUGAGAUGGCAUUGGGCAGGACGGUCGAGAGUCUCUGUCGGAGUCUGAACAACCUGCUGGAGCACUUGCAUCAGAGUUUCUUCUUCUACCUGCUCAUGCAGGCAAAUCGCUUCGUCAGUAUUGGAACGUAUCUUCCCAGUGCGAUGCUGAUCGCGGUCAAUUUCACUGUCAUGGCCAUUGCUCUGUGGAACCUCAGUGGAUAUCGGACAGAUAUACCUGCAUCACCUGCCACUCCUGCAGACAAGACGUCCGACUCGAAAGAGUCGAAAGAGUCGAAAGAGUCGAAAGAGUCGAAAGAGUCGCCAGAGUCCGCGAAAGGAGCUACUGGAGGGGAAAGAGAAGUAGAAGGAAUCCUGGAACGACAGCUAGCGCUACCUUUGACUUCAGUCAUCGGCCUCCAUUUCCUCGGCGUCAUCCCUCUCUACAUAUUCAACAAUCUUUCCCACCAACACUUCACCACAGCAACCUACGCAUUCGCCGGACUCAACUCAGUCCUGCCCAUUCUCAUAUCAACCCUUCUCAAAUACGCCCCCAGCUCCGUCCCUACAUCUCAGCAAUACCUCCUGAUCAAAUCAUUCUCCCUCCUCCUCUUGGGCCUUUUCCUCUCCGCCCUCGCCACCAUCAACUUCUCCCUAUCAUUCAUGAUCGGCCUCCUCUGCACCCCGCUGAGCUUCAUCGGCCGUAUCAACCCGGAAUCUACGCCCCCAGCAAUCAGAUACGCACUCACCACGAUAGGCUUUCUCGUCAUGAACCUGCUUUCUCCCCCAGCAGUCUUCAUAGCUACGUGCUGGUAUACGGGCGUUCCUGUAUCUGUUGUUCUCACGCAAGCAGCUUUCGGUUGGGAUGUGUGGGGAAUGUGGACGCAGGUCGUUGUCUGGUGUGUUUGGUGGCCUGCUUGGUUGACAGGGUGUGUGUUGUUGGGAUCUUCGGUGAUUUAG